UAUUAUCUUAAUAAAAUUAUACAAUAAAAUUGAAAAAAAGGAAAAAACUAUAAACAGUAGGAUUCAAAUACCGAAACGCAACUCACUUCAACGAAAGCUCAAGCAACUCAGCCGUUCCUCUUGGUGGAGUAAGAAAAAUCUGUGAGCUGCAAGUGAUGAGCAAGAAGAAGAAUCCUUUAGUAUUCUUGGAUGUUUCAAUUGAUGGGGAACCAGUUCAAAGAAUUGUCAUAGAACUCUUCGCUAAUGUUGUUCCUAAAACUGCAGACAAUUUCAGGGCACUCUGUACAGGUGAAAAGGGGAUUGGGAAGACUACAGAGAAGCCUCUUCACUACAAAGGAACGUUUUUUCAUCGAAUUAUUAAAGGGUUCAUGGCUCAAGGUGGUGAUUUUUCACGGGGAAAUGGGACCGGUGGUGAAAGUGUUUAUGGAGGAAAAUUUUCAGAUGAGAACUUCAGGCUAAAACAUGAUGGACCUGGCAUGCUGUCCAUGGCAAACAGCGGUCCAAACACUAAUGGAUCUCAAUUCUUUAUAACGUUUAAGCCCCAACCUCACCUUGACGGGAAACACGUUGUCUUUGGAAAAGUAGUGAUGGGAAUGGAUGUUUUAAAGAAAAUUGAGCAGAUUGGAACAGCUGAUGGGAAACCUGGACAACCUGUGAAAAUUGUAGACUGUGGUGAACCAUCAGAUAUUAAGGAUGAAGCUGUGGUAAAAAAGGAAAAAGAGAAAAAGAAAAAGUCGAAGAAGAUUACAUCUUCAGAAUCUAGUUCUGAUGACCAAAUGAGAGGCAGACAGAAGAAGUCCUCCAAGGACCGGAAAAAAAAGAGGAGGAGAUACUCUUCAUCUGAUUCAUACAGCUCUGAUACUGAAUCUGAUUCAUAUUCUUCAGAUUCAGACUCAUCACUUUCUGAUUCUAGUUCCUCGAGUGAUGGAAAGUACAGGAAGAGGAGAUCCAAGAAGACAGCAAAGCCCCAGCGUGGAAGGAAAAGAAAAGGCCGAAAAAGAGAGAAAAGAGGCCGACUAGGAAAGCGUUCAAAGCGCAAGGCUAAAUGGAGUUCUGGGAGUUCAACUGACACAGGGAGUGAGAGUACAAGUGAUAGCAGUAGUAGUUCUGAUGAUGAAAGAGUUGAUCAUCAUGCGGCUACUCGUAAAAUUAAAGAUUCUAAGCAUUCUGAGGCUAAAUCAAAAGGAAUUAUCGAUGAGAAGGAAUUCUUUAAUCCUGUUAAUGAGACCACUGUGGACAAACAGAAAAAUCAGGACGUUAAUUUAUUACAGGAAGAAGGUGAGCUGUCCCCAAAGCAUGAUGAUAUUCUGAACAAUAAUCAUAAAACUGAAACUGAGAAACUUGAGAGAUCUGCUAAUCAACGUCCCAUUUCAGAUGGCUCUAACUUCUCCAGGAGCCCUACUCCUGAAAGGCCAAGAAACAGCCCCAGGAGCAAUCUUACCAAAAAUUCUGGGAUGAAGUAUGAUGAGCGGAAUAGGAGAAUGCCCUCUCGGAGCCCUGUUCAUAGUCCUGUUAGAAAAGCUCCCGAUCCUUCUGCUUCAAAUCAUGGUCAAACUUCAUCAAGAAGCCAUUCUCCAAAUGGCACUCCAAAACGUGUUAGGAAGGGGCGUGGUUUUACUGAGCAGUACUCGUUUGUGCGUCGUUACCGUACUCCAUCACCCGGACGUCCUCGUAGUUAUGGUGGUAGAAAUAUUUAUGGAAGAAGUCGAAAUGGGUAUUCAAGCUACAGAAACAAACGCGAUUGGUCACCUGAUAGGCGAUACCGGAGCCCACCUCGAGGCAGGAGCCCUCCAAGGUUGAAUGAUUUAAACAUAAUAAUGUUUAGUCAAAGAGGAAGCUACAAAUUUAGUCAAGUUCCAGAAAUCCCUUUUUCUUUUUCUGUCUGAAAUUAUCCUCCAUUCUAUCUAAUCUCCAAAAGCAAUGCCUUCAAACCAUCCACUCAUCCAAAGAAUUCUGGGCUGCUUCUUAAGACUGUCCAGCCGUUCACAAAAUAAUUGAGCAAUGUUUUCUAUGAAAGGAGCACCAGGAAUACUAUAAAAGAAUCUCUCCAUGAAAGGAACACCCAUCCUCCCAAACAACGAACAGAACUACCAUACUCUCAGGGUCAGGGCAGGGGCUAAUCCACCAAAAUUUUACAUUUGAUUGUAUAAUUUCAAUGGUUUUUAUUAAAGCCAUCUUUAAUUCUGCAUACUAACUGUGAUGACUUACACCAUGUAUGCUCCUGAUCUCCGAAUGCCAAAGAGAAUUGCUUCAAGUGGAAACUUCACAACUGUUUCGUCAACAUUGCUUGGUUCUUCGACCUAAAAUUCCCUAGACCCAAGCCCCCAUUUUCCAGUGGGCAGACAAUUCACACUUGACUUGAUGACUGCGUCCACCUUUCUAAUUUUGGGGAUUCCUUGCAACCUUUCAAGUUAUUAUGAAGAUUUACCAAAAAUACAACUGAAUACUUUCUAUUUUUAACACAUAUUUUGCCCGCUUUACCUUCCAUCUUUCGUUUUUCAAUCUUGAUUGUUUUACAUAAAAUCCUCCCAAGUACUAGGUUCCAGAAAGCCAAUACAAUAGACUCCCUCCCGAGGGAAAACCUUGAAACACCAAUGUGAAAUUUGUGCCGGCUAGAUCAGUAAAAGCUUGCAUGAGAUCCUUCUGGCUUCCUUUGGAUUCACUUUAAAAUACUUAAUAAAUGAGAUUUUCCAGUUUAUUUUCAGACCAAAAACUUUCAUGAAGGUCUCCAUUACUGGCCUCAAAUGUUUCCAACUCUAUGUCGUGGCAGUCACAAAACUAGAAGAAGAUGGUUUACCAUUACAUUCUCUUUUCCAACCUGAGAUCCUAAGGAAGACCCAAAACUACGUAUCUCUGCAGCAUCCUACAAAUUCACCUUGCCUUAGCAACUCUGCCUCUAGGCCACCUAGAUGAGAGUUUUGAGAGCUGCCUCUACACUGCAACUUCUUAUCCAUUGAAUCCCUUGAAUUAAAUCCCAAAUGUUUUUUUUUUGGGCAUUUAACAUAUUUAUAAAAAUAUUGUUAUUGUAGUUAGUAUUAUCUAUCGAUAACUGUACGAAUGGAUUGUUGUAUUAUUAGAGAAAGUUAACUUUUGUUGCAUUUAGUAGACAGCCGUUUCCUCAUCUUUAUAG
This is a messenger RNA of Benincasa hispida (wax gourd), 3130 nucleotides long. RefSeq names its product peptidyl-prolyl cis-trans isomerase CYP63. Gene Ontology annotation, molecular function: cyclosporin A binding; peptidyl-prolyl cis-trans isomerase activity. Gene Ontology annotation, biological process: protein folding; protein peptidyl-prolyl isomerization. Gene Ontology annotation, cellular component: cytoplasm. NCBI's taxonomy places the organism in Eukaryota, Viridiplantae, Streptophyta, Magnoliopsida, Cucurbitales, Cucurbitaceae. The record is from RefSeq and is a predicted model, not a curated record.